AUGUCUAUUGAAUUGAAGCCAUUUAUUGAAGAUAGAGUCUACAUUGGGAAUGUUGACUACAAAGCCACUGAAGAAGAAUUGAGAGAACUCUUCUCUGGUUUGACUGUUACUGAAGUUGAUAUUCCAUCAAAAAGUAUCCAUAGUGGCAAGAAAGUAUUAAAUAAAUCCUUAGGAUUUGCAUUUGUACAAUUUGAAACCAAGGAAGAUGCGGAUACUGUUAUUGAGAAUUACAAUGGUAAAGAAUUUAAGGGAAGAAAAGUUUACGUAAAGAAGGCAGUUCCUCCACCAACUGAAGAGGAAAAGGCAAAGAAAGCUGAGAUUUACAGAGCAAAGAGACAGGCACAACAAGAAGCACAGAAGGCUGCCGCCGCCAUUGCUGCUGCCGAAGAGGAAGAAAAGAAGUCUGCUGCUGCCGCUGCUACUGCAACUCUGACUGCUUCACCUCCAAGUGGUAAGAAGACUCCAAAGAAGAGCACCCCUAGGCCUAAAUUACCAUUGGAGGAAGGUACUAAAUCCACUGACACGAUAUUCAUUACCAAUCUUGCUUUUGAUGUGAAUGUGAAGACAUUGACGGCUAUCUUUAAAGAUUAUAAGCCAAUAUGGAUUCAUAUCCCAAUCAGGAAAGUGCCUUACAAGCUUUUGAAUAAGCGGAAGGCCGAAGGUAAGCCUCUUAAGAACAAGGGAAUUGCAUUCGUUAAACUUGCUGAUGAAUCUUUACAGAAGAAGGCAAUCGAAGAAUUCAAUGGGAAGGAGAUUGGUGAUCGAGUAGUUGUUGUUGAUGUAGCAAUUGAUGCUAGAAUCUCAACUCCUGAAGGUGAGGGUAAUAAAUCGGAAGUCGAGGUUCCAGAGCCUGAAAAGAAGGUUGAAGAAGCUAUUGAGUCUGCUUAAAAUAACAUACCCUGCGUUAAAAGUCAGAUAAUCCGUAUUCUAUACAUAUUAGUAUCAUUUAUAGGUGCAAAACCAAUUUAAAAGUUAUAUUUGAACUUAGGUAUAUUGGAUUGUGAAGAGAAAAAUAAAACCCCCCC
Molecule: messenger RNA, 1025 nt
Organism: [Candida] anglica
Lineage: Eukaryota; Fungi; Ascomycota; Pichiomycetes; Serinales; Debaryomycetaceae
Source: the annotation of a GenBank genome assembly